AAAGGCAGUGACAAACUCAGAGGUUUAGAUAAAGGUGCACAUCUGACGAGAGAAGGCAGCUACGUAAGUCAAAUCCAGAGAAGCUUGAUGCAGCAGAGAUUUAAAAUGCUUCUGACAAUUCUGAUACCGCUCCUGCUCAUCGGCUCAGCAAGUGCUCAGACCACAGCUGCUACCACCAAAGCAGCUACCACUGGCGCAGCUACCACCGGCGCUGCCACAACUGCAGCAGCCACGACAGCCGCAGCCACGACAGCCGCAGCCUCGACAGCCGCAGCCUCAACAGCCGCAGCCACCACUGGCGUAGAGACAACAAUGGCGUUAACGACAAACUCAACAAACGCCACCAACACUGCUGCUGCCGCCGCUGCACAUCCUGGGAUCACGUUCAUGGCCAGUCUGGCUGUGUGUCACUUCACUGUUGUUUUCUACAGGUUCAUCUUUACACUAUAACCUAGCUGAUGUGCUUUAUCUGUUUUUACAGUUAUUGUUACCCAUUGAGAAAUGUAACUUCUAAUAUAUGUCACAAUAUACAACCUAAUAAUCAUGUUAUGAGGCACUUGUGUUGAUAGGUUUAGAAGAUCUAGAUGAUCCAGUGCUUCCAAAUGUUAAUAAUAUUGAUAAAGUUUUGGUAGAAAUCUGAAUAUCUGGGUUUGUGUCAUCACCUCUAAUGUUGAUUUGUUUUCCGUUGCUUAAAAGUUAUGUCAGAAUCAAGACUCAUGCGACUAGUUUGGCCCAUAAUAUCCAUAAUAUAUGACAGCUCAUUGCCUCUGAUUGAACUCACCUGAAAACGUGUUGUCUGUAUGUGUUUUGGAAAGUUCUUUAUUCCUUUAUUUUACCCGGUGAAGGUCUGAGGACUGAAAUGUUGUGUAUUUAAAUAAAGAAUAU
Epinephelus moara (kelp grouper) is the source of this 885-nucleotide messenger RNA. Its product is annotated as spore coat protein SP65-like. NCBI's taxonomy places the organism in Eukaryota, Metazoa, Chordata, Actinopteri, Perciformes, Serranidae. The transcript has 3 exons. The coding region runs from base 88 to 450 and encodes 120 amino acids. The record is from RefSeq and is a predicted model, not a curated record.